Molecule: messenger RNA, 1092 nt
Organism: Fomitopsis serialis
Lineage: Eukaryota; Fungi; Basidiomycota; Agaricomycetes; Polyporales; Fomitopsidaceae
Exons: 5
Coding region: 1-1092 (363 amino acids)
Cellular component (GO): membrane
Molecular function (GO): serine-type endopeptidase activity
Source: RefSeq, a predicted model, not a curated record
AUGACCUGGCUGCGCAAGCUGCAAUCGUCGGGGCUGCCUGACCAGCUCAGGGCCAUGGCGGCGUAUAGCUAUGGCCAGGCGGUACUGAAGUUCGUGGAUACGACGGAAGGGAGGCGGGUGUGCUACAUGCUGGCUGCAGCGAACGGCGUAGUGUGGGCUGUGUGGCAGAUACCACGAAUGCAGGGUGUCAUGCUGAGGACAUUCGCGCAUCAUCCGCUCUCCGGCCUGUCAUACACCAUGCUCACAUCGACAUUCAGCCAUAGCGCUUUCUUUCACUUGCUAUUCAACAUGAUGGCGCUGCUGAGCUUUGGGUCUAGUGCAGACGUGUACUUGACGUUACAACAGCGAGCAGACCCCUCGAACCUCCGAGAGUCCACGAGCCAGUGGCACUUCCUCUCAUUCUUCAUAUCAGCCGGCCUAUUUUCCUCGCUCGUCUCCCACGUCGCUACAGCGAGGAUCAAGUACCCCCAGCUCAUCGCUCAACUCGCCAACCCCGCGAAGACAGCCGCGCCCGCAGCCUCCAUAGCGGAGGGCGCCGCGGCCGUCCGAUCUACAUCCGCGCUCACCGGCAGUGAAGCCCUCACAAGUAUCAAGCCCUCGCUGGGCGCGUCCGGCGCGAUAUACGCUACCCUGACGCUCACGGCGAUGGCGUUCCCCGAAACGCACGUCUCGCUCAUCUUCCCGCGCGCCGAGAUCCCGAUCCAGUACGGCGUGUGUGGAUUUAUGGCACUGGACCUCAUGGGCGUCAUCCGUGGGUGGAGGCGGUUCGACCACUAUGCGCACCUGGGCGGAGCGAUGUUCGGUUUGUGGUACUACGCGUACGGCCCUAAGGUUUGGGAGUCCUUCCGAGAGAUGACGCUGGCGGGCUGCCGCGGUCGCUCCAGAAGGCGUGAGCGAGUUUCGUGUUCGGUGCCCCACUUCGCAUGCAUAUACUGGACCCUCCACUCCACUCAACAGAAUAUAGUUCAUCGCUCCUGCAAAGCGUCCUUCGCAAUCUCAACUGAAGGAAAAUGCGAAUGGGAGUUACAGUGCUUGCUCUCCGGCAUAUUCAAGUUGAAUACUUCAAUGUCGAGCCACGUGCCAGUGGGCUGA